Thlaspi arvense is the source of this 2445-nucleotide messenger RNA. Lineage: Eukaryota; Viridiplantae; Streptophyta; Magnoliopsida; Brassicales; Brassicaceae. The record is from the annotation of a GenBank genome assembly.
CUUCCAUCUUUAUUUUAUUCUUUCGUCAUCCUUCUGAAAUCCGAUCUGAUCACUGAGAAAUUACGGCGACGACGAAGAAAGUGGGGGAGGGGUAGAAAAUGAGAAUCUCAGGUCUCGGGAUUGUUGUUCUCUCUGUAUUCGUUUUCUAUUGCGUCGAACUUAGCGUUCACGCUCGUCCCGUUGUUCUCGUCCUCUCCAAUGACGACCUCAAUACUGGCGGCGAUGAUAACGGAGUCGGAGAGUCCUCUGACUUCGAUGAGUUUGGGGAAUCCGAACCUAAGUCCGAAGAGGAGCUUGAUCCCGGUUCGUGGCGACCGAUCUUCGAGCCGGAGGACUCCACCGUCCAAGCCGCGUCGCCGCAGUACUACUCCGGCCUCCACAAGAUUCUAGCGGCGGCGAGUGAGGGAAAUGUGAGAUUGAUGGAGGAAGCGGUGGAAGAGAUAGAGACAGCUUCUUCAGCUGGAGAUCCGCACUCGCAGUCAUUAAUGGGCUUCGUUUACGGGACAGGAAUGAUGCGGGAGAAGAGCAAAAGCAAGUCGUUUCUUCACCAUAAUUUCGCAGCUGAGGGUGGGAAUAUGCAGUCCAAGAUGGCGCUUGCGUUCACUUGUCUGCGUCAAGAUAUGCACGAUAAAGCUGUCCAGUUAUAUGCUGAACUAGCAGAGACGGCCGUGAAUAGUUUUCUGAUAUCAAAGGAUUCGCCUGUGGUCGAACCAACCAGAAUCCAUAGCGGAACUGAAGAAAACAAAGGUGCUCUGAGGAAAUCCCGCGGGGAAGAGGAUGAGGAUUUCCAGAUAUUGGAAUAUCAGGCACAGAAAGGGAAUGCUGGGGCGAUGUACAAGAUUGGACUGUUCUACUACUUUGGUCUACGAGGAUUAAGGCGUGAUCACACCAAGGCAUUGCACUGGUUUUUAAAGGCUGUUGAUAAAGGGGAGCCGAGGUCAAUGGAACUUCUUGGGGAGAUAUAUGCUCGAGGAGCUGGUGUUGAAAGAAACUAUACCAAGGCACUUGAAUGGCUUACACUUGCUGCAAAAGAAGGUCUCUAUUCAGCAUUUAACGGAAUUGGCUACCUGUAUGUCAAAGGCUAUGGCGUAGAGAAGAAAAACUAUACUAAGGCAAGAGAAUAUUUUGAGAAGGCUGUUGACAAUGAAGAUCCCAGCGGGCAUUAUAACCUUGGAGUUCUGUAUCUGAAAGGCAUCGGAGUCAAAAGGGAUGUGAGGCAAGCAACAAAAUACUUCUUUGUAGCUGCAAAUGCUGGUCAACCAAAGGCUUUCUAUCAACUCGCCAAGAUGUUCCAUACUGGAGUUGGGCUUAAGAAGAACCUAGAAAUGGCCACUUCGUUUUAUAAACUAGUAGCAGAAAGGGGGCCAUGGAGUUCUCUCUCCAGAUGGGCUCUUGAAGCUUACUUGAAAGGUGAUGUGGGUAAAGCUUUGAUCUUGUACUCGAGAAUGGCAGAGAUGGGCUAUGAAAUAGCACAAAGUAAUGCUGCGUGGAUCCUCGAUAAAUAUGGCGAAAGAAGCAUGUGCAUGGGAGUAUCCGGGUUUUGCACUGACAAGGAGAGACAUGAGCGAGCACAUUCUUUGUGGUGGCGUGCCUCUGAACAAGGCAAUGAGCAUGCUGCUCUGCUCAUUGGAGAUGCAUAUUACUAUGGCCGGGGUACUGAGAGAGAUUUUGUGCGUGCGGCGGAAGCAUACAUGCAUGCUAAAUCACAGUCAAACGCGCAAGCAAUGUUCAACCUGGGAUACAUGCAUGAGCAUGGACAAGGACUUCCCUUUGAUCUUCAUUUGGCCAAACGUUAUUAUGACCAAGCCCUUGACAGCGACGCGACUGCGAAAUUGCCAGUCACACUUGCUCUCGCUAGCUUAUGGCUACGUAGAAACUAUGCUGAUACCGUCCUGGUGAGAGUUGUGGAUUCAUUACCAGAAGUGUAUCCAAAGGUGGAGACUUGGAUUGAGAAUGUGGUGUUUGAAGAAGGUAAUGCGACAAUACUUACACUCUUUGUCUGUCUAAUCACAAUUCUCUAUCUCCGAGAGAGACAACGAAGACAAGUCGUUGUCGCCGAUCCAGUUGCUGGGGAUGUUGCACAACCCCUCGAUGCUGACGUGGCACAACACCUUGCUGCGUUCCCACGGUGAUGAGGCGAUCAUCGUCUUCUUCUUCGUAAUAGCAGAGAAUAGUCGGGUUUUUUUGGUGCUCUUCUACUGUACAGUUUAAAGUUAAAAAAGUUAAAACUUAUUACUUCAAAAAAUUGUGAUACUGAGUAUGUAGAGUCUUGUCGCCGCUUCUUUUUGUAACCUAUCAUGUUGGGCCAAGGUCUAAUAGAUGUGGCCUAUUACGUUGUACUAUUAACCAAAUUUAAAGGUCAGCUAAAUCUUCUGUGCCUUUGAGUUUAGGAUGUUAAAAUGUGUUUUUGAAUUUGGACUAGCGGGGGAAAGCUAGACUCAUCAG